Molecule: messenger RNA, 798 nt
Organism: Heterobasidion irregulare TC 32-1
Lineage: Eukaryota; Fungi; Basidiomycota; Agaricomycetes; Russulales; Bondarzewiaceae
Exons: 7
Source: RefSeq, a predicted model, not a curated record
AUGGGCAUACCGCUUGACAAGGCAGAGCUUCUUGCGCUCUUUCUCGAGACUCUUGUCUAUGGCAUAUUCUUUACCCUGUGCUGCAUCACAUGUAUAGUUCUCGCCUCCGUCCACCAUGGCGGUACACACUCUCGCAAAAUCAUCAUGCCCACAGCCUUCCUCAUGCUUGCUCUCGCGACCGCCCACCUCAUCAUCGACUUCAUACGCGCUGCGCAUGCCUUCAUUACUCUUGGUUCACCUUCAGGGGCAGCUAUUGAAUACUUCGGCGAAGUUUCCGACGGCCUAUUCUUAGCCAAAUCGCUGUUGUAUCUUUUUCAAACUCUAGCGGGUGACAGCAUCAUCAUCUGGCGCUGCUAUAUAGUAACAAAUCGUCGGCCGAUGCUCAUCGCAUUACCGCUGAUCGCAUUUAUUGGAGAUAUUGUCUUUGGUUGCAUUAUCGUUGCGCGCAUGAUACGAGCUCCUGAUGGUGCGACUAUAUUUUCGGUACUACGAGGAAGCUUUGCGGCGUAUACAAGCAUGACACUUGCAAUCACAGCCUAUUGCACAGGCGAGCGACCCUCACGAUCCCUCUGCGCAAUCUGCUGGCGCAUAUAUCAACCAAGCAGGGAAUGGGGUGGAGUGCGCACGCUACUCCCUGUGCUGAUGGCGAUCAUCGAAAGCGGCGCUCUUUACACUGCAGGAGUGCUCACCACGCUCAUCCUUUUCUUGAUCGAAUCCAAUGCGCAAUUUGCAGCGCUCGAUCUGCUCAUGCCUUUAGUCGGCGUGGUAUACUGCUUAAUCAUUCUUCAAAUACGCUAC